AUGACUGAAGAUUUGAAAUCAAUUGUUGCUAAAUUCAAGGAUUAUAAUUUUCAACAUAAAUAUCUUUUCUUUGAACAAAAUAAUGAUAUCUUAGAUCUUGAAAAUUUUCGAUGUGAUUUAGAGGAAAAAAAAAUACCACGAAUCAUUGCAAUUUUUAAUGAAGGAAAAUACUCUGGAAAGAAAGCAUUUGUAAUCGAUAAAAAUAAUAUUUAUGAUAUCUAUUAUAAUAAUCAAAAAUUCAUGAGAAUCGAACCUAAUAAAUUUAAUUUUGGUCAUUCAAAUAUCAAUGGAGAACAUUAUCUUUGCUUAACUUUUAAUCAUCAACAGUUAGAUAAAAUUCCUGAUAAUUUUAGAUGUGAAUUUAUUAAAAAAAACAGUCUCAACAAUGAAACAACAAGAAAUAUUGAAAAAACUACUUAUUGUUUUAAAGAAUAUUUUAACAUAACUGAAAUCGGUACAUAUUCUAUCUUCAAAGAUGAAAAAAUUUUUCGUAAGAUAACUACUUAUGUUCAUUGGGAUUUUGAUAUCAAUGAAGAAGAAGAAGAUUUAUUUGUUUCAUAUGAUUAA
Molecule: messenger RNA, 567 nt
Organism: Scutellospora calospora
Lineage: Eukaryota; Fungi; Glomeromycota; Glomeromycetes; Diversisporales; Gigasporaceae
Source: the annotation of a GenBank genome assembly